Molecule: messenger RNA, 3490 nt
Organism: Anneissia japonica
Lineage: Eukaryota; Metazoa; Echinodermata; Crinoidea; Comatulida; Comatulidae
Product: dnaJ homolog subfamily A member 2-like
Exons: 9
Coding region: 69-1370 (433 amino acids)
Biological process (GO): protein refolding; response to heat
Cellular component (GO): cytosol; cytoplasm
Molecular function (GO): ATP binding; Hsp70 protein binding
Source: RefSeq, a predicted model, not a curated record
CCGGAAGAACGAUGACGUAAGGGUUCGUAGACUUUCUGGAAAGAACGAUUCGCAAGUUAACGACGAAGAUGGCGUUUUUUAACAGUUUUGGUGGUUUUCCUCAUGGUCAUCAUAGCAGAAGUAGAGAAACAGAUAAUACCCUUUACGAUUUACUAGGUGUAUCUAAAAAUGCUUCAGAAACUGAAGUUAAAAAGGCAUAUCGUAAACUUGCCAAACAAUAUCACCCAGACAAAAACCCGGAUGAUGGAGAAAAGUUCAAGGAAAUAAGCUAUGCUCAUGAGGUUCUUACUGAUCCCAGGAAAAAAGAGAUUUAUGACCGAUACGGUAUGGAGGGCCUGAAGGAAAGUGGGCCGGAUGGAGGCCCAGGUGACAUGGAUGAUAUAUUUUCGCAUAUAUUUGGGGGUGGCGGUGGACCCUUUGGGUUUGGAGGUUUUGGGGGAGCACACCAUAGGCAUCGCAGGAGGAAAGGUGAAGAUAAAAUGCAUCAACUUAAGGUUUCUUUAGAAGAUAUGUAUAAUGGAAAAACAUCCAAGCUUCAACUUAGUAAAAAUGUUAUAUGUAAGAAAUGCAAAGGGUACGGUGGUAAGCAAGGCACUAAACGUCAUUGUAGCCCGUGCAAUGGUCGUGGAAUACGGAUAACAAUGCGGCAGAUUGGGCCAGGUAUGGUUCAGCAACAGCAGUCUGUUUGUUCCGAGUGUCGGGGUGAAGGUGAAGUUAUGAGAGAGAGCGACAAGUGUCGAGAGUGUGAUGGCCGAAAAACUAUCAAGGAGACCAAGAUAUUAGAUGUGCACGUCGAAAAAGGAAUGAGAGAUGGGCAGAAGAUAUAUUUGAGAGGAGAAGGGGAUCAACAGCCCGACGUUGAGCCAGGUGACAUAAUUAUCAUUCUGGAUCAGAAAGAGCAUGACGUGUUCAAACGGCAGGGCGUUGACCUCCAUAUAAAACACAAGAUCAGCAUAACCGAAGCACUUUGUGGAUUUAGUUUCAAACUAACGCAUCUUGAUGGACGUGAACUGAUCGUUAAGAGCCAUGCAGGGAGUGUUGUUAAACCUGAUUCAAUGAAGUUAGUAGCAGAUGAAGGAAUGCCUAUGUACCAAAGCCCUUAUGAGAAGGGUAAUCUCAUAGUAAAGUUUAUAGUAGAGUUUCCAGAAAAUUCUUUUCAAACACACGAAAAACUGCUGGAAAUAGAGAAUUUUCUACCGAAAAGGCCACCACCUCAACAUCCAGAAUCAAAUGAUGCUGAAGAUAUCAUGUUGAUGGACCUUGAUCCAAAUUACCGCGACGGAAAAUCACGCUCGGCAGCUUACCAAGAGGACGACGAUGACGAUCCAAGAAUGGGUGGUGGACAUGGAGUACAGUGUCAACACCAAUAGAAACCCAUUGUAUAUUAUACAUUAGCUGAAUGUGUAAAAUAAUUUGUUUUGUGAAGAACAUAGUAGUUGUUACUGUUUUUUACCAACCAAUCCCAAGCGUCCUUUUUUUUAUAUAUUGACUGAAAUUAUACCUCUAACAAUAAUACCGAAUGAUUUUGUCUAAACAUUAUGUCACCAAUAACAGCCGCUUUUGAAUUGACGGUUUUUGCUAUGUUUUGCUGAUUAUGCAUUUUUUUUUUUCGGUGUUAAAAGAUUGUUUUGACGUGCGUUCAUUCUGAAGCUCGGGCAAAUCAAAGAAGUCAAGAUUAUUGUAAUUUCAAUAUUUUUAUUUAUUUUUAUUUUAGAUUUUGUAAUUUAUUAUACUGUACACUAAAUAUUUGAAUUAGAAUACACACUCACUCUCAUUUUGAAAUCCAAAAUAAAUGUUACCUCUAGGAUCCUAAUAAAGUUGUAUUGUCAAGUACAUUUAAUCGUAUAUAAAUUUAUUUUCUUGUAAUCCAAUAUUGAUGUCCAUAUGUUACUUGGUUAUUAAAAUAAUAUAAAUUACUCUCAUAAGAAGAAAUAUUUUGUUUAUAACUAAUGCAUGAUGCUUUUUUUUUUUUUUUUAGGAAAAGUAUUUAAGACUUGUUUUGGUUUAUUGUUUAGUCCGGUCCCACAUUAGGGAGGCAAAGUAUGGAAAUGAAAGUAAAUUUUACGCAAAGCAUUGCUGCUUCUUGCAUCUUAUUAGUCAAGUAGACUUGGACAGUCACUUAAAUAUCAGCUGCUAUUGACUGUGUUAGGCCCUGUUCGGACUAUAACAUUUUCUAUGACAGGAAACUGUUGUAUACACUAGUCGGAAUGUACCUAUAUAUGGUCAUGAUGUGAUGUCAUCAUGACCAUAUUAAGGCAUGUCACAUGUUUUUGUCAAAUAAAGUUUAUAGUCUGUAUAGGGCUUUAAAGUGUGGUUAAGGUACCUAAUGUAAUUGCAAAUCUGUUAGUAUGGGGGGGGGCUAACUAAUUUUAUAUCGGAUUAAAGGCUGUAAGUAACCGACGGUUGUCGGCCAGCACAAUUUCUCCGGAGAACACAGUGCCACGAUGCGCGUGCAAUUGAUUGUUUUUAACGAUUGUAACCGACAGCGGAUGGAGUUUGAUUUGUCGUACGAUGCAGUGAGUUCUGGCUGUCGGAUUUUGCGCUAGAUAUGCUCCAGAAGGCCAUUGUUGAUUUUAAAUGUAUGUAAUGUAAUUCUGUGGAUGAUAUUGUUAUGCACUCUCAUAUUAGGGAGCUUUCAAAUUGCGCGACAACGUGACUCUUGAACUGAUUCACUCAUCAUCUGUGACCGUUCUCUAGCAUUUUCUGCAAAACAUAGACUCGGGCCAAAACUGUGUCGUAGAAUUCAGACGUCAACGAGAAUUCAGACAACAACGAGAACUCAACAUUUCCCCGUGGCCAGAUCACCUCUUAGUGACGUCACUAAGUUGUAAGUCCUAUCUUUAUCAUGCAUUCAAAAGCUCCCUACUUGCCACCAUGUGUUUGUAGAAAUUGAAAUACAGUAAUUCAUUUAACAAUUUCAUGUUGAUUCUUAUACUGUAAAUCAGUUAGGUUGUUGUAUGUGGUGUUUAUUUGCUAGCAAGAUACGAGUCAGUAUAACAGUUCUAUCUGGACUUGCAAUUAGAUACUGUCUUUUCUAGCUAUAACUUUAGCAAACUUUCAGGAGAUGUUUAUUAAGCCUUACUUUUACAUUCCUGGUAGAACACGGAGUUUAUAGUUGGGUCUAUCUUUUAUUCAAUUCAGUAUGUUAUUACUGUUUCUAAUUUCAGUAUUUAAAUAAAAAUGCAUCCAUGAAUUCCUGUCAACUGUUUAUUUGAAAUUCUAAAAUAAAAAAAAAUCAACUUGCAAAAUCCUUUCCUAAUUGUCAACACUAUGAAAUUAUGCCAUUAUUAAAUGUUUGUUAUGGUUGGAUAUUGUGUAGUAGCUGUUAAAGCCUUAGACGUCACACAACAUGAUUAUUUUCCCAUCACCUUUUCAAAAUAAGUUAAAUGGGAACUAAUUAUAAUACAUGUGUAUGAACAGUAAUAUACCGUAAAACCUCGUAUUGAAGCCUAAUGAGAAGAAGCCCAUUUUUUAAUUGAACCCCCCCCCC